This is a messenger RNA of Pseudocercospora fijiensis CIRAD86, 1757 nucleotides long. RefSeq lists its product as uncharacterized. Gene Ontology annotation, molecular function: amino acid transmembrane transporter activity. The coding region runs from base 140 to 1600 and encodes 486 amino acids. The transcript has a single exon. The record is from RefSeq and is a predicted model, not a curated record. Gene Ontology annotation, biological process: amino acid transmembrane transport. Lineage: Eukaryota; Fungi; Ascomycota; Dothideomycetes; Mycosphaerellales; Mycosphaerellaceae. Gene Ontology annotation, cellular component: vacuolar membrane.
CAAACUCUCGACUCCAGUCUGCUCUUGCGACAGUGAGCUCGCCCAAGCCUCACCGCUGUGCCUGCCAUCUGCCCUUGACCCGUCCGUCCCUGCUGCAAGCCAAGCCCGACGAGCAUCGACAUCCGCUCGACAACCAAGCAUGUCCCAAGGCAUGACCGACUAUGGCCUUGCCCGCGAUACUGGCUAUGCAGAUAUCAAUGAGAAGGACGACUUGAGCUCGAGCGGCCGAUCGAAAGAGAGCCAGCUCAGAAAGGACAAGCACAAUGCCAUCCUCGACCCAGAGCUGGCUUUGGCCGAGCAGUCGACAAUCCACGAAGGCCAGCAGAAAUUCAACAAGCUGUCGUGGCAGCGUCUGACAGUCUGCCUGAUCGUCGAGGCCAUUGCACUGGGUUCGCUCAGUGUGCCGUCUGCCUUCGCCACCCUCGGUAUGGUCCCUGGUGUCAUUUUGUCCGUAGGCCUUGGCCUGGUGGCUAUUUAUACUUCAUAUGUCGUUGGCCAGGUCAAAAUGCGCUAUCCGCACAUCGAGCACUACGCAGAUGCAGUCAGGCUGAUUUGGGGAAAAUUCGGAUAUGAGCUCACGGGAGCCAUGUUCGUCCUGUUUCUGGUUCUGCUGGUCGGUUCUCACGCCUUGACCGGCACCAUUGCCUGGAUUCGCAUCGUCAAUGAGCCGGGUAUUUGCGCCCUUGUCUGGUCAAUUGUCUCGGCCAUCAUCCUCUUCCUCGUGGCUCUUCCGCCAACUUUCCAUGAUGUUGCCGUCCUUGGAUACAUCGACUUCGUCUCAAUCAUUGCCGCUAUCCUCAUUACCAUUAUCGCAACCGGUGUCGAGGCACACCAGGCUCCUGGAGGUCUUGCCGCCGUCGAUUGGCAACUCUGGCCAGCCGAGGGCACGACAUUCUACGCUGCCUUCUUAUCCACCACCAACAUCAUCUUCGCCUACUCCUUCGCUGUCUGCCAAUUCUCCUUCAUGUCGGAGAUGCACACGCCCAAGGAUUAUGUCAAGUCCAUUUGGGCUCUUGGCUUGAUCGAGAUUUUCAUCUACACCCUGACUGGUGCCUUGGUUUACUCCUUCGUCGGACAGUCAGUCAAGUCCCCAGCUUUGCUGAGUGCCGGCUUCACCGUGUCCCGCGUCGCCUUCGGAGUCGCUCUUCCGGUAAUUUUCAUCUCGGGAAGCAUCAACGGCACAGUCGUAGGACGGUAUAUCAUGGAACGCGUCUUCAAGGACUCCCCGAUCAGGUACAUCCACAGCAAGAAGGCCUGGAUCAUCUGGAUUGCACUGAUCGCCAUCAUCACCAUCAUUGGCUGGCUCAUCGCAGAGGCCAUUCCAUUCUUCAACGCCCUCCUCGGUCUGAUCUCCGCCCUUUUCAUCUCCGGCUUCACCUUCUACUUCCCUGCUCUUUUCUGGUUCCAACUGAUUAAAGAGGGCAAGUGGUACGUUGGCUGGAAGAACAUUGUUCUCUCCACCAUCAACGUCAUCGUCUUCUUGAUCGGCCUGAUUGUUCUCGGCGCUGGAACAUAUGCGUCCGUGGAGGAUAUCAUACACCAGUAUUCCUCCGGCGAAGUGAGAGGCAGCUUUACGUGCUCAAGCGCCGCCUACGCAUGAUACAUAGACGGCAUUUUUCGGCGCUUGGAUAUGCCCCAACUGCAAGCUUUUGUGAAGCCGCUGCACGCUUGGAAUGUUGUAAAUGUACGAAUUGCAUAGCAUAGCAUAUGACUAGAUGACGAAUCAACGAAAUCAAGAAUUUGCCUUCCGAGGCACA